GAUGGGUUGGCACUCCGUCCAGGGUGUAUCCUGCCUCGAUGCCCGAUGACGCCUGAGAUAGGCACAGGCUCCCCGUGACCCGAGAAGUUCGGAUAAGCUGUAGAAAAUGAAUGAAUGAAUGAAGUUUGACAAUUGUGUAUAGAUUGUGUAUAGGUUGUGUAAGUACAUUAUCAGGAUCGAUGCAUGACACAUAGUACAACACUGUUAUUUUAGCGUUGCAACAAUGCCCACGUCAUCACAUCUAAACGCUUCACUUCCUUAAAUUGCAGCGGCAUGGUAAUUCAAUUUCAUUGCCCACACGACGCACUCGAGUAAAGAAGUACAGCAGUACAUGAGUUCUCUCAGAGUUUUAGUGAAAAUAUUAGAUUUUAAAAAUGUUUUGUUUCUGCAUGGAGGAGAUGAAGAGAGACGACGAGGACAUGACGGUGGUCAACUAUACAGUCAUAACCGAUUAUGAAAGCAUUGAAACUGAGGACAUCAAAACAAAGAGUCACAGACAAAUUCAACACAUAGGUAGAGAAGAUUUAAAUUUGGUCUAAUAAACACACAUGAGGUGAGAGGAAGGGAGUGAAACAGGGAGUUAGAAUGUAAUGUACUUUACAUUUUGUGUUGUAUGGGUGUAUAAAAUCCACUGUUUUUGUUUUUCUGAAACUAAAUUAAACUAAAUUUUCUAAAUUAUAGUGCAUGAAUAAUAAUAAUCAGUCCCUAAGCUGCAAAAAGUUUGAGAACAGGCAGCAUAAAGAGUUUUAGAUCCAGAAGUAUUACUUCACUCUGGAGUGCUUCAUGUCCGCUGUGUGCAAUUAACACACAAGGCUGGUUCUUACGCUUUUGCUUUUUUUUUUUACUUCUGCUUUAUAACAUCAGAGAUUUAGGAGGAUUUUACCGCUUGGUUUCUGUUUGGGGUUGUUUUCUGUUUUGUUUCUUCGUUAUUUUCCGGUUGUGAUAGCGGUGGUGAUGUGUGUCCUCCUGCUGACUGCCGUCACUGUGCUGUGGGUCAAAUACAACAUCCUGUCUAGAGAGCAAGACCAGUUAGUGCACGAGAGAUCUGCACUGCACUGUGUGCUGUUAAACAUUGGUUGGAAAGUUUUCAGACAGAAUAUUUAUUACAUUUCUAUUGAAAAGAAGAACUGGAUUGAGCACAGAGAGGACUGUAUAAAGAGAGGAGCAGAUCUGGUGAUUGUAAACAGUAGAGAGGAACAGGAAUUCAUCAGUAAAUACUCAAAUACUCCAGACACAGAGGGGACAUUUAAAUGGGUGGACAGUUCACCACUGACCACUGAGUUCUGGUGGGUUGGAGAACCAAACGAUGUUGCAAGAAAUGAGGACUGUGUUAUAAUAAGCUUUAGAAGGGCUAAGUCUCACAUCUCAACCUGGAAUGAUUAUAACUGUGGCUUCUCUGAAGUUGGGAUUUGUGAGAGGAACAUAUUUGACUGAGCACAUGAAGUUCACUUGCUGAAAUAGGAACUUUUUUUUUUUAAAUGAUAAGAAUAUUGUUUGUUUUGAACAUACGAAGUCAUUCUUUUACAUUUAGAUAGCGAGCCAUGUGAAAAAAAAACUGUAAAGUCUGAUAUGUAAUAGUUGACAUAAAAUUCUAAUUUUUUUAGAUAUUGAAGUGUUUAAACAAAAUAUAUACAACCAGUUAUACCAUGGCAAAUUACUUUAUUUUAAAAACAAAAUUUGAAAAAUGAAUACAAUACAUUUUGUUUUGCUUUGUUUUUAAAAUAAAGUACUUAUUUAUACUUUAUUCACAUAUGAGAAGAUAAAUGCAAUCAGCAAAGAGAUAACUGCAAAAAAAACAAAAAAAAAAAAAAUUCAUGUCAGUCCAUGAAGACAGCCAUAUUGGGAAACACCGUCUAAAGUCUGCUAUUGACUGCAUAGCAUGAAUAAAUCCGCCAGGGGGCAUAAAACAAGUAUCAGAUUAUAUUCAACAGGUUUGUUGAUAAUAUGGGUUCUCAAUUUAAAUAUGACACAAAUUGCAUUAUAGGGUUACGUUUCCUUGUAAUUGAGUUCUCUGAAAAAGGACGUUUGCCAAAUUUCUGUAAGACCAGCUGUUUUUAGAGACGCUCGGACACACUAAAUUUGAAGUGUUGUAGCAAAUAGUCUGAAUGUUUGUCAAUGUGAUGUUCUAGUUGUACUUUUUAAUAAAUUUGCAAAGUUAUAACAA
Molecule: messenger RNA, 2164 nt
Organism: Tachysurus fulvidraco (yellow catfish)
Lineage: Eukaryota; Metazoa; Chordata; Actinopteri; Siluriformes; Bagridae
Product: C-type lectin domain family 4 member E-like
Exons: 5
Coding region: 955-1434 (159 amino acids)
Biological process (GO): biological process involved in interspecies interaction between organisms
Cellular component (GO): external side of plasma membrane
Molecular function (GO): carbohydrate binding
Source: RefSeq, a predicted model, not a curated record